Molecule: messenger RNA, 885 nt
Organism: Papilio xuthus (Asian swallowtail)
Lineage: Eukaryota; Metazoa; Arthropoda; Insecta; Lepidoptera; Papilionidae
Gene: Pcmt
Product: Protein-L-isoaspartate (D-aspartate) O-methyltransferase
Exons: 7
Coding region: 126-809 (227 amino acids)
Biological process (GO): protein modification process
Cellular component (GO): cytoplasm
Molecular function (GO): protein-L-isoaspartate (D-aspartate) O-methyltransferase activity
Source: RefSeq, a predicted model, not a curated record
UCUACUCUGUUCUGUUUGUCAGCAAAUUUGCUGUCAAAUUUUCAUUUCAGUAAAUAAAAACCGUAAAAAUUGGACCUUUAUGGAAUAAAUCUUCUUUACUUUUAGUCUCAGCUAUAAUUACAGUAAUGGCCUGGAGAAGUCAUGGUGUAAAUAAUGCAGAUAUGAUAAGGAACCUUCGAGCUAAUGGUAUUAUAAAAAACGUCGCUGUAGCUAAUGCAAUGAAUGCGGUUGAUCGUAAAUUUUAUUGCCCGUAUGCGCCUUAUCAAGACUCUCCACAAUCGAUAGGAUAUGCUGCUACCAUUAGUGCUCCACAUAUGCAUGCUCAUGCUCUUGAAAGACUACAUAACCAGUUAGUUCCUGGUGAGAAGGCUCUGGAUGUGGGAUCCGGUUCUGGUUAUCUAACAGCUUGUAUGGCAAUCAUGCUUGGAGAUAACGGCAGUGUAGUAGGAAUUGAGCAUAUACCAGAACUUGUAUCGCUUGCUACCAAAAACAUACAAAAUGGCAACCCUGAUUUACUUACAUCUGGAAGAAUUAAACUUAUUGCUGGCGAUGGAAGAAAGGGAUAUCCUGCUGAGGCACCAUAUAAUGCUAUUCAUGUUGGGGCAGCAGCACCAAGUCUGCCGCAGGCUUUAAUAGACCAACUAAAACCCGGAGGACGCCUGAUUGUGCCAGUAGGCCCUGAAGGAGGGGAACAACAUCUUACACAGGUCGAUAAGGCAGCAGAUGGAACAACAUCGGUCAAGAAACUAAUGAGUGUGAUCUAUGUCCCGCUGACAGACAAAAAUCAUCAAUACCGUCCUUGGCGGUAAUUUUUCGCUAACCUUUAUUAUUUGAAACGACUCAGAGCUAUAGCCUUGUAAUUUAUGAAAUAAAAAAUGAAAACUA